GCUGAUGGGCUGCCUGGCGAGAAUUUCUCUGCUUUCGUUACGGUGGAAUUGGCCUCAAAGCAAUGGCUUCGUUACGUUUGCUGGCUACGGCUCUUGUCGCUGCGGCGCCAUUGGCAAAGUCAUUGUACAUUAAUGGCAGUGUGAUUGCGCCCUGCGACUCUCCCAUCUACUGCUAUGGUGAUUUACUCCGCGAGAUUGAACUGGCGAGACCAUUUGAAGACUCAAAGACAUUUGUUGACUUACCGACAAUACGUCCACUGGACGAAGUCCUCGCCGCGUUUGCCAAUCUUUCCCGGCCUAUUCAAAACAACACUGCGCUCAAUGACUUUCUGUCCGAGUACUUUGGAGAGGCGGGCUCAGAGCUCGAGGAAGUACCCAACGACCAGCUAGAGACUCAGCCAGAUUUUCUCGACAACGUCAACAGCUCGGUUGUAGAGGAAUUCACCCGUAAAGUCAUAGAUAUCUGGCCGGACCUGACCCGUCGGUAUGUCGGAGCUGGUAACUGCUCAGGCUGCGUCAACUCGUUCAUUCCCGUCAACCGCACAUUUGUGGUUGCAGGUGGACGUUUCCGCGAGCCGUACUACUGGGAUUCAUUCUGGAUCAUCGAAGGUCUCCUCCGCACCCAGGGAUCAUUCACACAAAUUGCAGAGAAAAUUAUUGAAAACUUCCUGGAUCUCGUCGAGAAGAUUGGCUUUGUGCCCAAUGGUGCUCGGCGAUACUAUGAGAACCGGUCUCAGCCACCGCUGCUUACGCAGAUGGUUCGCGUGUAUGUAGAGUACACGCAGAACUAUACGCUGCUGGAACGUGCCCUGCCUAUCCUUGAGCAAGAGUACAACUUUUGGGUCACCAACCGUACUGUAACGCUGGAACGCGGCGGUAUGAACUACUCGCUCAACCACUACGCCGUGUUGAACACUCAGCCGCGACCGGAAUCCUACUACGAGGACUAUGUGACUGCAAACAAUGAAACCUACUUCAACGAAGAGGGGGAGCAGUUCAAUGCCACACAACCGCUCAACGAGACCCAAAAGGCCACGCUCUAUUCGAAUCUAGCGUCAGGUGCGGAGAGCGGAUGGGACUAUACGGCUCGCUGGAUCGCAAACCCAUCAGAUGCUGUUACCGACACAUAUUUCCCACUCCGCAGCCUCAACACCAUAGAGAUUAUUCCGGUUGAGCUUAACUCGAUCCUGUACUACAACGAAAUCACUAUUGCCGAAUUCCAUCGCCACCAAGGCAACUACAGCGCUGCACGAGAAUGGGCUGAACGAGCAGCAAAGCGCAGCGAGGCAAUGACAACAUUAUUGUGGUCCCCUGAGCACUACAGCUACUUCGACUACAACCUUACUUCGCAUAGCCAAAACAUCUACACGCUCUUAGACAACACCAGCACUCCGCUUUCGGUCCAAGGCGCACCAGAGGGCAAGCAGGUCUGGUUCGAGGUCUCACAGUUCUAUCCAUUCUGGACGGGAGCAGCACCCGAAAGCAUCAAGAAAGAUCCCAAAGCCAUGCGGCGAGUAUACGCUCGUGUAGAAGAACUGCUGGAAACACGAAAGGGCGCCAUUGCAGCAACAAACCUUGCGACUGGGCAACAAUGGGACGAACCCAAUGUAUGGCCGCCACUGCAGUACAUCCUCAUGCAAGGCCUGCUCAACACCCCGCUCGAGGUCAGCGAGGAGCAGGACGAUCAAACAACCGAGGACUACGUCUGGACCCAAGACCUUGCCCUCAAACUCGCACAGCGCUACCUCGACUCUUUGUACUGCACAUGGCGUGUGACUGGCGGAUCAACACAAGACGUGCCACAGCUCGCUAAUUCCCAAGGCAACGGCACCAUCUUCGAGAAGUAUUCCGACGAAAGCACCAAUGCUGCUGGCGGCGGCGGCGAAUACACCGUCGUAGAAGGGUUUGGCUGGUCAAACGGCGUUCUGAUUUGGGCCGUCGACCAGUUUGGACAGCGGCUGAAAACACCCGAAUGCGGGAACAUUACAGCUGCUAAUAUCGGGAAUGCCGAUGCAAAGAAGAAGAGGAGGAGUGCGGUCGAGCUGAGCAAGAGGGAUGCAAAGUGGAUUAAGCAGACAAGAUCGAGCCGAUUGCAGUACUAGGACUAGCUGUUUGAUAGUCGACCAGCUUCCCCACGCUGGUAAUCUUGUUACACGAGCCGUUGAUGCCUGAUUUAAUGUUUAUUCCGUAUGCCAUGUC
Molecule: messenger RNA, 2199 nt
Organism: Exserohilum turcica Et28A
Lineage: Eukaryota; Fungi; Ascomycota; Dothideomycetes; Pleosporales; Pleosporaceae
Product: glycoside hydrolase family 37 protein
Exons: 2
Coding region: 63-2102 (679 amino acids)
Biological process (GO): trehalose catabolic process
Molecular function (GO): alpha,alpha-trehalase activity
Source: RefSeq, a predicted model, not a curated record